AUGGAUGCCCCUCCAGAGAGGAGAGAAACUGUUGCUGUGUGCCAACGUAAAAUCAAGUCUCGUCUGAAGAAAAAGUUCAGAUCUUUGUUGAAAGGAAUCGCUACAGCAGGACAGCAAACAGAUCGGAAUGACUUCACAGAGAUAAUCGUCUUUGAGAGAGGCGCUCAAGAGGUCAACAAGGAACAUGAGUUCAGACUGAUUGAAGCAUCCUCAAGGAAACCAGCCAAGGAGGAAAUACCAAUCAAAUGUGAAGACAUCUUUAAGCCCUUACCAGGCCAAGAUCAACAAAUAAGAACAAUGACAACUGGAGUGGCCGGCAUUGGUAAAACCGUCUUAACACAAAAGUUCACACUGGACUGGGCCGAAGGCAAAGCCAACCGCGACAUAUCCUUUACAUUUCUCUUCCCUUUUAGAGAGCUGAAUUUACUGGAAGGGAAAGAGUUGAGCUUGGUGGAACUUCUUCAUCACUUCUUUAUUGAGACAAAAGAAGCAGGAAUCUGCAGUUUCGACCGGUUCGAAGUUGUGAUCAUCUUGGAUGGUCUGGAUGAGUGUCGACUUCCUGUGGACUUCAAGAACAACCAGAUCUGGACUGAUGUCACAAAGCCGACCUCAGUGGAGGUGCUGCUGACAAAUCUCAUCAGGGGCAAGCUGCUUCCCUCCGCUCGUAUCUGGAUAACAACACGCCCUGCGGCAGCCAAUCAGAUCCCUCCUAAGUGUGUUAACAUGGUAACAGAGGUGAGAGGGUUCACCGACCCACAGAAGGAGGAGUACUUCAGGAAGAGAUUCAGAGAGGAGACGCUGGCCAGCACAAUCAUCGCCCACGUCAAGAAAUCACGAAGCCUCCACAUCAUGUGUCACAUCCCAGUCUUAUGUCGGAUCACUGCUACAGUUCUGGAGGACCACUUCAAAACAUCCAAAAUAGGGGAAGAGAUGCCCAACACUGUGACGCAGAUGUACAGCCACUUCCUGAGGGUUCAGUCCAUACAGGCAGACAGGAAGAAUCAUGGCAGAGCUGAACCAGAUCUGCAGUGUUCAGAGAUCAGGGCGAUCAUUGUUACUUUGGGAAAACUGGCGUUUAAGCAGCUGGAGAAGGGAAACCUCAUCUUCUACGAGGCAGACCUGGCAGAGUGUGACAUCAAUAUCGGAGCAGCCUCAGAGUACUCAGGAGUGUUCACUGAGAUCUUUAAGGAGGAAUGUGGGCUGUACCAGGACAAGGUGUUCUGCUUUGUCCAUCUGAGCAUCCAGGAGUUUCUGGCUGCCCUUUAUGUCUUUCAGUCCUCCAUCAACACUGGUGACAAUCUGCUCUCAGAAGAACAACAACCCUUAUGGUAUGAUAAACAUCACCUCUUCUACCAGAAGGCGGUGGACAUGGCCUUACAGAAUGAGAAUGGACGCUUUGACUUGUUCCUUCGCUUCCUCCUGGGCCUCUCUCUGGAGACCAAUCAGAUUGUCCUACAAGGUCUUAUUGGAAAGACAGGAAAUACAUCACUGACCAAUGAGAAAACAGUGCUUUACAUCACAGAGAAGUUAAAUGGAAAUCUCUCUCUAGAGAGAAGCAUCAAUCUGUUCCGUUGUCUAAAUGAGCUGAACUACCGUUAUCUAGUGGAGGAGAUCCAACAGUUCCUGACAUCAGGAAGUCUCUAUAAUUGUUUAGAUCAUGAACUGUGGUCAGUUCUGCCCUUGAUCUUACUCACAUCAGUAGAGGAGCUGGACAUAUUUGACCUGAAGAAAUACUCUGUAAAGACUGCUAAUACGAAAUGUCUGCUGAUGCUGAUGCCAGUGGUCAAAGACUCCAAAAAAACUCUGCUGAAUGGCUGUAACCUGUCAGAGGGAUGCUGGGGAGCUCUGGCCUCAGUUCUCAGCACAAACUCCUCUAGACUGAGAGAGCUGGACCUGAGUACCAAUGAUCUGCAGGAUUCAGGAGUGAAGCUGCUCUGUGCUGGACUGGGGAGUCCACACUGUACACUGGACACUCUCAGGCUGACUGACUGUCAUCUGUCAGAGAGAUGUUGUGAAGCUCUGGCUUCAGUUCUCAGCUCCAAGUCCUCUAGUCUGAGAGUUCUGGACCUGAGUACCAAUGAUCUGCAGGAUUCAGGAGUGAAGCUGCUCUCUGCUGGACUGGGGAGUCCACACUGUACACUGGAAACCCUCAGGCUGAAUGGCUGUCAACUGUCAGAGGGAUGCUGUGAAGCUCUGGCCUCAGUUCUCAGCUCAAACUUCUCUAGACUGAGAGAGCUGGACCUGAGUACCAAUGAUCUGCAGGAUUCAGGAGUGAAUCUGCUCUGUGCUGGACUGGGGAGUCCACACUGUACACUGGACACUCUCAGGCUGACUGACUGUCAUCUGUCAGAGAGAUGUUGUGAAGCUCUGGCUUCAGUUCUCAGCUCCAAGUCCUCUAGUCUGAGAGUUCUGGACCUGAGUACCAAUGAUCUGCAGGAUUCAGGAGUGAAGCUGCUCUCUGAUGGACUAAAGAGUCCACACUGUACACUGGAAACUCUCAGGUUGUCUGGUUGCCUGAUCACACAGAAAGGCUGUGAUUGUCUGGCCUCAGCUCUGAGCUCUAACCCCUCCCAUCUAAGAGAGCUAGCCCUGAGCUACAAUCACCCAGGAGACUCAAAAGUUAGGCGGCUCUCUGCUAGACUGGACACUCUCAGUGUGGAGAACGGUGGAUUCCGGAGGCUGAAACCAGGUCUAAAGAAGUAUGCCUGUGAAAUCACACUGGACCCAAACACAGCACACAAAAUCUUCUCUCUCUCUGAGGACAACAGAAAGGUGACACGGGGUUAUCGGGGCCCGUCGUAUCCUGAUCAUCCAGAUAGAUUUGAGCCCUGGUACCAGGUGUUGUGUAGAGAGGUUCUGACUGGCCGCUGUUACUGGGAGGUAGAGUGGAAUUUUCAUGUUUGGAUAGCAGUUACAUACAGAGGAAUCGAAAGGAAAGGAUGGGGUAGUGAAGCAUUUCCUGGAAAAAACGACAAGUCUUGGAGUCUUGAGUGUACUGAUCAUCGUUACACUGCCUGGUACAACGAUGGAAAAACAGACGUACCUCUCCUCCCUGCUGGCUCCACCAGAGUAGGAGUGUAUCUGGACUGGCCUGCUGGCACUCUGUCCUUCUACAGAGUGCCCCCAGGUGAAGGAGGGUCCUCAGACACACUGACACACAUCCACACCUUCCAGUCCACCUUCACUCAGGAGGACCUCCUCCCGGGGUUUAGGUUAGAGUGGCCGCAAUCCUCAGUGUCUCUUUGUCAGAUUUAGCAACACACACAAACACACACACACACACACACACACACACACA
Gadus morhua (Atlantic cod) is the source of this 3298-nucleotide messenger RNA. RefSeq names its product NACHT, LRR and PYD domains-containing protein 12-like. The coding region runs from base 1 to 3255 and encodes 1084 amino acids. The transcript is spliced from 9 exons. NCBI's taxonomy places the organism in Eukaryota, Metazoa, Chordata, Actinopteri, Gadiformes, Gadidae. The record is from RefSeq and is a predicted model, not a curated record. Gene Ontology annotation, molecular function: protein binding.